Styela clava is the source of this 3544-nucleotide messenger RNA. RefSeq names its product NADPH oxidase 2-like. Gene Ontology annotation, biological process: superoxide anion generation; defense response. Lineage: Eukaryota; Metazoa; Chordata; Ascidiacea; Stolidobranchia; Styelidae. Gene Ontology annotation, cellular component: NADPH oxidase complex; plasma membrane. The record is from RefSeq and is a predicted model, not a curated record. Gene Ontology annotation, molecular function: superoxide-generating NAD(P)H oxidase activity.
ACCCAGAUACAUGAUUUGUUGUACUUUUCCUAUCAAGGUCAAGUUUUGAUGAUUUUACUUUACGUAAUCGCUACCGUAUAUAACAUGUCAGAAUUUUAUAAUAACUCGCCAGUAUUAAUAAUGCUAUUAAUCUCAAUGCAUUCCGAUAUAUUGAAGAUGGUUCUAAUGCAUGUGCGAUAUUCUUUGUUUAAUCAGAUAUUUAGUGUAAAAGCAUAAUACUAUGAGAGGUGUAUUGGUAAAUGAUUUACCAAAGUAUUUGGUGCUCACAAUCUGGCUCGGACUCAAUGGAUUCAUGUUCGCAUAUUAUUAUCAAAUGUAUGAUACCGGUAUUAAUUUCUACUACACAAGAGUUUUGCUUGGACCCGGUUUGGCUGUAGCCCGAGGAUCUGCUGCCUGCUUGAAUUUCAAUUGUAUGCUGAUAUUGCUUCCCGUCUGUCGAAAUAUGUUAUCCUUAAUUCGAGGAUGGUGUGUGUGUUGUCCACGAAGAAUGAGACGAGUUCUUGACAAAAAUAUCACAUUUCACAGACUGUGUGCAUACAUGAUUGUCAUAAUGACAAUGGUUCAUUACUAUUCGCAUUCAUUCAACGUUCAAUUUUACUCUACCGCAUACAAUGUUCAGCUAGGUUCUAAACCAAACAGUGCAUUGAUUGUGAAACUUGCGACAUUGGGAGACGGAACAAACGAAACCUAUCUCGAUCCAAUACGAAAACCCACCUAUCCUAUUGGAUCUGUGUUUCUACUUACAGGAGGCUGGACUGGUGUUAUUAUAACUACCGCUUUGUUUUUCAUGGUGGCAUCUUCGACUGAGUUCAUUCGUCGUUCAUAUUUUGAGGUAUUUUGGUUCACACACCAUUUGUUCAUUAUAUUUUUUGGAUUUCUUGUUGUUCAUGGUAUUGGAAGACAAGUUAGAGGUCAAACAAAUGUUAACGAACACGACCCAGUCUACUGCAGUGGAAUCGAUAUAGAUGAUUGGCCCAGUGACACAAAAUGUUCAACCACGCCACAGUUUGCUGGAAAUCCACCAGGGACGUGGAAGUGGGUAAUUGGACCCAUGGCAUUAUAUGCCUUUGAAAGAGUGUUACGAUUUGCGAGGUUUCUUCAGAUGGUAGAAGUUCUGAAAGUUGUUAAGCAUCCAUCAAGAGUUAUUGAAUUACAAAUGCGAAAGAAAAAUUUUAAAGCGGAAGUGGGGCAGUAUGUCUUCAUACAAUGCCCACAAUUAUCUUUUCUGGAGUGGCAUCCCUUUACGCUUACUUCUGCUCCAGAGGAAAAAUAUUUUAGUGUUCACAUACGUAUUGCUGGUGACUGGACUGCUGAUCUCAGCAAAGCUGUCGGGGCGGAUGUGAAUGAUCAGGAGGUUCAACCUGCUUGGAAAAUGCCACGAAUUGCUGUGGAUGGCCCGUUCGGGACUGCGAGUGAGGACGUAUUCGAGUAUGACAUCGCUUUAUGUGUUGGUGCUGGAAUCGGUGUGACACCGUUUGCUUCGAUGCUAAAAUCUGUGUUUUAUAAGAAUUUGGACAACAGUGAUUCGUUGAGGUUAAAAAAGGUGUAUUUCUUUUGGAUAUGUCCUGAUACCCAUGCUUUUGAGUGGUUUGGAGACAUGCUAAAACAUCUAGAAAAUCAACUUUUAGAGAGUGGCAAACAAGACCUGAUAGACUAUAACAUAUAUCUUACUCGAGGAUGGACUGUUGGUCAGGGAAAAGAAAUAUUCAUUCACGAUGAGGAUCAACAUGAUGUAAUUACUGGACUUAGACAAAAAACUCAGUUUGGCAGGCCGAACUGGGAUGAAAUUUUCACAAAAAUUGCAAACACUCAUUCGGGCAGUGAAGUGGGCGUAUUUUUCUGUGGUGCUCCUGCUUUAUCAACAAUUUUACACAAAAAAUGCAAUACACAUUCAUCAGCUAAAGUCACUUUUCAUUAUAAUAAAGAGAAUUUUUAAUAUAAUAGCAAUGCACACUCUCUAUUUGAAGAAUGGAGGCACGGAAACGUUAAAUGACAUGUGGUGACUUCAAGGUGCACAACUAACGAACAGAACAAAGCGCAAACAUUCGUGAGGGUAUAAUAAACAAAUCAACGCAAUAAUUUUAAUAUCAGCUGUUUUACAUUUACCCUAAUAACAAUGGCAUUCAUAUGGAGAUGUGUACGAUAUAAUUGACAAACCCUUAUUACUUCUUUUACGAGACUACCUAUCUAUAUUAUUACAUUGGGUCCAAGGAUGGGCCCAUGCUAAUUAAUUCGUAACUGUGGAUAUCAUAUACCCGACUCUAUAGCAUUAUCCGCCAUAGCAUCGCGCGACUAUAAAGUAGCAGCUGAGUAAACUGUUAGCUUGUUGUGAAUGGAUGGAUAAAGUACCUUGCGCGCUUGCAAUGAGAGUCAGCACAAUACUCUUCUGUUACAUUAUUAAUAUUUAUCAAUAUUUUUAACCAGUUACAUUACGUUCAUACUUUCGGUGAAAGGUAGGCAACGAUAGUCUGCUUUUCAAUUUUUUAACACUUUAAUCAAUUAAUGCUCCCAUCUGAUUUUUUCAUUUUAUUUUACUUAUGUUGGUUUUUGAACUUAAUUUCUUUUAUUCUUCACUAUUUGCAAUGUUUUUUUUUCAUGCGAAAUCAUUUGUGCUAAAUAUCAAUACCACUUGAAAAUUUCGGCUUUUCUUUGUCAGUGUGUCAUGCACAAUUUCAUCAGUAGUGUAACAAUACCUGAGAAAUGCAUUAUUCUUUUGUUACUGACUGAUCCACUAACAUUGUUUGCAGCUGUACCCAUAGGCAACUCUAUAAAUAUUACAAAAAGAAAUCUUGGCAUAUAAACCACAUUUGCCUCAUACAUCCUUUUUUUAGGCUUUCAUAUUGGAAACCUUUCUUUUUUAUGGAAAUUUGGUAUGAUUCAUGAUAUGCGAAUAUCUAAUAAUAAAUUGACUUUGAAGUGGAUAAAAUGACUCAGUUGAACUAAAAAUAGGAAAUCACCAUGGUAGAGAGGCACCUCUCCGUCAGAUUAAGAUCAAAUAAUUCAGCAGACUCAGUAAAAUCAAUUCAGCUUCAAAUUUUUCGGAGAUGAUUUCAAAGUUGUCGAACAUAUUGAAAAAUUGUUUCUCAUAAUAUAAAAGUUCAGUUGAUAAGUACUGUUGAAAAUAAAAAUAUUUCCAACAUAUAUACAAAACUGAUAUUGGAAAUAGGUAUUACAUACCAGUGUGAAAUUAUUAUACAUUUAUUUACGUAUUAUCAUAUUUAGAUAUAGUUGGACUGAUUUUAGGGUAACUAUUUUAAUAUUUAUUUUAAUCUGAUUUCUUUAUUUAUUACGUGACACUAUACCACAAAUAUAUUUUAUAACGUUAUAUUAAUUAGCAUUAAUUGAUAUGUUGACACCCAUGAAAUGUUUCAUAUUAUCAGGACGUGAGUUAAAAUGUCAACUAUAUAUCAAUGCAUGCUGAUUUUUAUAUAAUUAUGACUAUAAUGUCAAUUUGUCAACCUUUUAUAAUUCUUUUUUAUUUCUUUGAUUAGCCUUCCUGACGUAAAUGUAAUCAGAUAAUAAAAUUUGCAGUAAGCAUUAUAAC